Molecule: messenger RNA, 1213 nt
Organism: Crotalus tigris (Tiger rattlesnake)
Lineage: Eukaryota; Metazoa; Chordata; Lepidosauria; Squamata; Viperidae
Gene: OTUB1
Product: OTU deubiquitinase, ubiquitin aldehyde binding 1
Exons: 7
Coding region: 6-905 (299 amino acids)
Biological process (GO): protein K48-linked deubiquitination; negative regulation of double-strand break repair
Cellular component (GO): nucleus
Molecular function (GO): ubiquitin binding; cysteine-type deubiquitinase activity
Source: RefSeq, a predicted model, not a curated record
UUGCCAUGGAAAGAGAAGGCGGCCUAAGCGCUUCCGGGGCGCCCGCCUCCGACCCGGAAGCGCCUCCUCCCUGCAGGGUUGCCAGCGCGAAGAUGGCGGCGGAGGAGCCUCAACAACAGCCGGAGCCCGUCGGGGGGGACACGGACGGAGUGAAUUGUUUGGCCUACGAUGAAGCCAUAAUGGCCCAACAGGACCGCAUCCAGCAGGAGAUUGCUGUCCAGAAUCCUUUAGUCUCGGAGCGGAUGGAGUUGACUGUCCUGUACAAGGAGUAUGCCGACGAUGACCAUAUAUACCAGCAGAAGAUCAAGGAUCUGCUGAAGAAGUAUUCGUUCAUUCGGAAAACGAGGCCGGACGGGAACUGCUUCUACCGAGCGUUUGGCUUUUCCCACCUGGAGGCGCUACUGGAGGACGGCAAGGAGCUGCAGCGCUUCAAAGAAGUGGCGGCCAAAAGCAAAGAAGUGCUGGUUGCUCAGGGCUUCACGGAAUUCACCAUUGAGGACUUCCACAACACGUUCAUGGACCUGAUAGAACAAGUGCAGAAGCAGACCACCCUGAGUGAGCUGUUGGCCUCCUUCAACGACCAGAGCACCUCCGAUUACCUUGUCGUCUACCUACGGCUGCUGACGUCCGGCUACUUGCAACGAGAGAACAAGUUCUUUGAGCACUUCAUUGAGGGAGGACGGAGCAUAAAGGAGUUCUGCCAGCAGGAGGUGGAACCCAUGUGUAAGGAGAGCGACCACAUCCACAUCAUUGCCCUGGCCCAGGCCCUCAACGUCUCCAUCCUGGUGGAGUACAUGGACCGGGGCGAGGGCGGGACCACCAACCCCCACGUCUUCCCCGAAGGCUCGGAGCCCAGAGUGUAUCUACUGUACAGACCGGGACACUAUGACAUCCUGUAUAAAUAGAGGGGGUGGGAGCGAGGCAGGGGGCUGGCCAGCCAGCCCCCCCCCUUCCUGCCUUCUUACUCUCUCUCUCCCCCUUUCCCCUCCCCUUCCUCCGCUGCCCCUCGCCCUCCCCCCCGGCGUUCCCCAUCUCGCCCGUGUUUUCCCACCACCCACUCCCCAGGGAGCCUCGUCUGUGCUUGUAAAUGGUGACCGUCCUUGCUGCCCGUCUCGCUCACUUGGUUUGUUUAUUAUUAUAUAUUUUUCCCUGCUUCCGUUGUUACACUCACACACUUCCGUGUUUUAUUAAAGGGGAUGCCGGUGAAACUAAA